AUGACAGACGGUACUUUCGUCUCUAGCGUUUGCGACUUCACAAAGACUAGUAGUAUGGUAUCUAACUAUCUCAUGAUGACCAAAUCACGACAGGACUGGGGCCUAGCCCGCACGUUCGGGAGCCCCCUGAGAACUUUCACUCACGAAGUCGUCACAAUGUGGUAUAGAGCCCCUGAGGUCAUACUCGGUGCAAGUUACACACCCGCAAUCGACCUUUGGAGUGUUGCUUGUAUAAUGGUGGAGCUUUUGACAGACGAAGUUCUUUUCUCCGGAUCUUCAGAGAUUAGCAGCUUAUUUCGCAUUUUCCGGGUUCUCGGUACCCCUACCGAGGAAACGUUCCCUGACUUGUCUCAAAGUGAAGGGAACCACUCACAGUUCCCACAGUGGAAAGCCGCUACCCACAUCCACCGAGACCUGACAGACUCUGCUAAUGAUCUCGCACAGAAAAUGCUACUAUAUGAUUCUUCGAAACGUGCAACGGCCUCGGAGGCUCUGGAACACUCCUACUUCGCAUAG
Messenger RNA from Sphaeroforma arctica JP610, 516 nucleotides. RefSeq lists its product as hypothetical. Gene Ontology annotation, biological process: protein phosphorylation; intracellular signal transduction. Lineage: Eukaryota; Ichthyosporea; Ichthyophonida. Bases 1 to 516 code for a protein of 171 amino acids. The transcript is spliced from 4 exons. Gene Ontology annotation, molecular function: ATP binding; protein serine/threonine kinase activity. Gene Ontology annotation, cellular component: nucleus; cytoplasm. The record is from RefSeq and is a predicted model, not a curated record.